Molecule: messenger RNA, 1260 nt
Organism: Oncorhynchus mykiss (rainbow trout)
Lineage: Eukaryota; Metazoa; Chordata; Actinopteri; Salmoniformes; Salmonidae
Source: RefSeq, a predicted model, not a curated record
CUACCCCAUUGAAGUUUACAGUUAAAAUGGUUAGGUUAGGACAUUGCGACGUUUGCUGGUCACUACUUUCUCUCGUCAUCAUUCUGCGACAUCUCUACUAGCGCUAUAAAAACCACAACAUAAACUCCCAAACAAAUUAAACGUUGCUGAUUGCAUGUGGAUCGUAAAAAAUCGAUGUUGACACGUAGCAAUACCAGGCCACCCUGCAUAGUGCUGUUCUUUGAGCGCGGUUGGGAUGGGCCAGCAGAUCUCAGGCCAGGCGGUGAUGACCCGUCUACCUGAGAAGCUGGUGAAGCAUGCUGGGCUGGUACGCGAUAGCGGCUAUCUCAACUACGAGGAGUUCCUGGCCAGGGUGGCAGAGCUCAAUGACGUGACGGCUAAGCUAGCAGCUGGACAGCAAAAACACCUGAUCUUUGAAGUCCAGACUGGCUCGGACACCUCUGCUCUGUGGAAAGUGGCUGUGAGGAUAGUUUGUACCAAGAUCAACAAAGAGAAUGGGAUGGUGGAGGCGUCUCGCAUCAUGAACUUGUAUCAGUUCAUCCAGCUGUACCAUGACAUCACCAGUCAGGCAGUGGAGGUGCUGUCAGCAGAGGGCGCCAGCCUCCCGUCUGGAACCCUCUCGUCAGGGGACUCCUGCCAGGCCAGCAUGUGGAUGGGCAGGGUGAAGCAGUUAACUGAUGAGGAGGAGUGCUGCAUCUGCAUGGAUGGUAAAUCUGACCUCAUUCUGCCCUGUGCUCACAGCUUCUGUCAAAAGUGCAUUGACAAGUGGGCCUAUGUGACUCCUCGUCAGCUGUUUCAUAUGAACCUUUUGAAUGACGCUUCCUGUAUAUUGUUCCCUCUUAAUGAACCUGGUAGCUUUUCUACUUUAUUUUUGCUGGUCUGAACAGUGGAACGGAACGAGAAAUUCUGCUUCUGCUCAGAAUGAAACGAUUGGAAAGUAAUUUCUGUUCCAACCCCGUCUGUGAACCAAUGCCUUCUUGCCGCUGAAACACUUUGAUGUGUCGCUUUAGUUUCUUUCUGUCAUUUUUUUCAUGUAUGUUUAUUUAAUUUGAUCCCUUAGGUCCUCGGAUUGGGAUAGGGGAGGGUUGUCAUUUAAUUUUGGUAUUAUUUCUCAAUAAAAAAAACUAUCACUAAAAAAGCUUCCAUUAUACUGAAACUGUAUCUAAAUCCAAACUGGUUUUCCAGUAGGCUACUAAGAGAAGCACAUCAAAUAUUUAAAAUGGGUCUCUUUGCUCUUAACUCUCCUUCUUAAAUGAAGUG